AUGAUUCAAGUGCUACAGAUUGUAAAGGAUCUGGUGUCGCCAGCAAGACGGAGAACAGAUGCUGCUAAGAAAGGUGCAGAUGCUGAGCAGGAUGCUGCUAUCAAACUUGCCCAAGAACGAGCAGAGAUAGUUGCCAAGUAUGAUAGAGGCCGAGAGGGUGCGCAGAUUGAACCAUGGGAAGAUGCUGACUAUCAUCUUUAUAAAGUCACAGAUAGAUUUGGGUUUCUACAUCCAGAGGAGCUUCCGGUCCAUGAUGCAGCAAUAGAAAAGCAAAAGCACCUUGAAAUUGAAAGAACUACAAAAUGGCUUAAGAUGCUGAAAAGCUGGGAAAAAUACAAGAACAGUGAAAAGUUUCAUAGAAGAAUUUAUAAAGGAAUCCCACUACAGUUCAGAGGACAAGUCUGGUCUUUACUACUUGAUGUCCCUAAAAUGAAAGAAGAAAUGAAAGACUUUUACACAAAAUUGAAGUGUCAAGCACGAGGGUCUUCGCCAGAUAUUAGGCAAAUUGAUCUUGAUGUAAAUCGAACAUACAGAGAUCACAUAAUGUUUCGAGACAGAUACGGCGUGAAGCAGCAAUCUUUAUUCCAUGUUUUAGCUGCAUAUUCCAUAUAUAAUACGGAAGUUGGAUACUGUCAGGGAAUGAGCCACAUCACAGCAUUACUCCUUAUGUACAUGAAUGAAGAAGAUGCCUUCUGGGCCUUGGUGAAGCUUCUUUCUGGUCCAAAGCAUGCUAUGCAUGGUUUUUUUAUUCCUGGCUUUCCAAAACUGUUGAGGUUUCAAGAACAUCAUGACAAAAUACUGAAAAAAUUGUUGUCCAAACUUAAGCAGCAUUUGGACUCCCAGGAUAUGUCCACAAGCUUUUACACAACGAAGUGGUUUUUCCAGUGUUUUCUUGAUCGUACUCCCUUUACAUUAAGUCUCAGGAUAUGGGAUAUAUACAUACUUGAAGGAGAGCGGAUUCUCACUGCUAUGUCUUACACAAUUCUGAAGCUACACAGAAAGCAUCUGAUGAAAUUACAAAUGGAAGAACUUGUAAAAUUUCUGCAGGAGUCUUUAGCCAAGGAUUUCUUCUAUGAAGAUGACUUUGUAAUAGACCAGCUCCAAAGUUCUAUAUCAGAAUUGAAACGAGCAAAGCUGGAUUUACCAGCAGCUGGUAAAGAAGAUGAAUUUCCAAAGAAGCCACUGGGGCAGAUUCCAUCAGAACCUCAGCCUGCUAUGGUUAACUCCACUCCCAUGCUUAAUGGACAGAACAGCACUGGUACACAACUAAUGAGGAGGACAGAGAGGAUACCAUCCUCAGGAGAAGAGCCAGAAAGCUCACCAAAUAACCGGAAAAGACUUAAUUCACUGGAAAAGAAACCUUCCUUGAAACAGCAGAAGACUCGACCAACGGAGACACAAACUAGUAUACCUAAAAAUGAGAUAGAUACAAGAAGAAAGCCUCUGCUAGCAGAGCAAGACAGCUCAAGACACUAUAAUAAUGCAGCUGCUAAUCAGAAUUCUAAUGCUACUUCAAAUACAAGAAGGGAAUUUGUACCUAAGUGGAAUAAACCAUCUGAUAUCAAAAUAAUUGAAAAGACAAUGAAAUUUACUGCAGAGGCCAAAGGAGGGCAAAUAAACCAUUCAGUUUCAGGCCCACCACCAAGUCCUGGAGAAAUGCAGCCUUUGAAUGUAAAGCACAAAAUGAGGGUUAUGGAUGCUGAUGAAGGUAAGCGAGGGUCUAAUGCAUCUCAAUAUGACAAUGUUCCAGAAGCUGAGAAUGAGAAUCUUGUUGAGGAGAUGCUUGAGAGAGCUCAUCCACAGAGCCCUAGGCAUGUAACAUUUUCUAAUAGUCCAAGAAAGCAAACUGAAAAGAUACCAACUCCAUUAAAAAUACCCAAUAAUUACACCUUCACUUCACAACCCAGAUCUCCAAAAUAUUCAUCAGAACCUGAUGGACCACCUCAUGGAUUGAAUGUAAAACAGCCACUGCCAUGUUACAGUAAUCCACCUACUUACCAUGGAAAUUCCCCAAAGCAUGUUUCCAGUAUAGGCAAUACAAGUUCUGUACCUCUGCAUUAUCAUGGGAAUCGAAGCAGCCCUUCUGCUAGGCCAUAUGGUUCUUUUAUCUCAGUAGAUUAUUCUCCAGAUAAACUACAAAUUAAUUCCUAUCCCCCCAGUCACCAAGAACCUCUUUCACCUGCCCCUGGUCAGAUAGAAGUAGCCUCUGUUGAUGCUUAUACAGGCAACUCACGGUCCCCCACAGGUGUCAAAUUCAUAAUUCCUCCAGUGGAUUAUUUACCAGAAGAUAGAAAGUGGCCAGAUGCUGCAUAUAUUUACAGACAUGAACCCUACAGGCAACCCUGGAACCAUGAUGUUAACAGAGGCCACUUGGAUAAUUUCCAGAAAUAUCAGCAUUUUCAGUCAACACCUUUUCAAGACCAUAGUCUUCCUGCUGUUUCUGUGGAUAGUCCAAUAAGAUACAGGACUUCACCAACCUUUGAAGAGCAUAGUUCACCACAAUACCAAUAUUCAAACCCAUCAGCUCAAGCCCAGCACUAUCGAAACAGAAAUGAUGGACUGUCUAUGCAUGAAUCCGUGCUUCUCUGA
Molecule: messenger RNA, 2589 nt
Organism: Indicator indicator
Lineage: Eukaryota; Metazoa; Chordata; Aves; Piciformes; Indicatoridae
Gene: USP6NL
Product: USP6 N-terminal like
Exons: 14
Coding region: 1-2589 (862 amino acids)
Source: RefSeq, a predicted model, not a curated record